AUGGCCAAAACAGCUGCACUAAGGAAUGCUAUCACUCAAUUCUCUCAGCUAUCUGGUGAAACUUUUUGUGAAGCAUGGGAACGCUACAAGGAGAUGCUUCGGAAGUGCCCACAUCAUGGGAUGCCUGAUUGGAUGGUUAUCAAUUGCUUCUAUAAUGGCUUGGGUCCUCAAUCGAGACCAAUGCUCGAUGCAGCAUCAGGUGGAGCUCUAUUGACUAAGAGCUAUGAGGAGGCUUAUGAGUUGAUCGAGAUGAUGGCUGCAAAUGAAUAUCAGAAUCCUACUCAGCGUCUUCAUCAGGGCAAAGCAGCAGGGAUUCUGGAUGUUGAUGCUACUACAGCCUUGACUGCUCAAAUUAAGGCUCUUACUAUGAAGAUGGAUUCUUUGGUAAACUUGGGGAUUCAGCAACCACCUUCAGUUUGUGAGCUUUGUGCGGGUACACAUUCCACUGAUCAGUGUGCCAUAUCUAGCGAGUCAGCUCAGUUUGUGAGCAAUUUUCAGCGAUCUCAGCAGCCAGCUCCGGCUACUUAUCACCCGAAUAAUCGAAAUCAUCCGAAUUUCAGCUGGAGCAAUAAUCAGAACUUCAUGCCACAACAGCAACAACAUGAUACCGAGGCCAAUCCGGGUAAGAAAGAGAUGAAGGAACAGGUACAGGCUGUCACCUUAAGGUCCAGAAAGGUUACGAAGGAAAAAGAAUCAGCAACAGAGCAAAACAAGGAAGAGAGUGAUCAACAGGUUGAAACACCCGUGCUCUCAUCUAAGUCAGAUAGUGAAAAAACUGUUGUUGAAGCUGACAAAAAUAAAAUCAACGAGGAAGCAAGCAAGGAUUCAGCCGAGAAAUCUAGCCCGAAAGCUGAUAUUGGGGUCAAGCAAGUGUAUCCACCUCCACCUUUUCCGAAGAGACUUCAGAAGCAUAAGCUCGAUAAGCAAUUCGCUAAAUUUCUAGAGGUUUUCAAGAAAUUACAAAUCAAUAUACCUUUUGCGGAAGCUCUAGAACAGAUGCCAAGUUAUGCUAAAUUCAUGAAAGGUAUUCUAUCUCGGAAACUUAAACUUGAGGAAUUGGAGACUGUAGCUUUGACCGAGGAGUGCAGUGCGGUGUUGCAGCAGAAAUUGCCUCCGAAGCUGAAAGAUCCGGGGAGUUUCACAAUACCGUGUACCAUUGGACCAUUGUCAUUCGACAAGUGUUUAUGUGACUUGGGAGCUAGCAUUAAUCUGAUGCCAUUAUCUGUCUUCAAGAAACUUGGUCUGCCGGAGCCGAAACCUACAAACAUGUACUUACAACUGGCUGAUCGGUCCAUCACAUACCCGAGAGGUAUAGUGGAAGACGUCUUGGUUAAAGUGGAUAAGCUCAUCUUCCCUGCUGAUUUUGUGUUCAACGCAAUGAAAUUUCCAACCGAUGAAGAAGAAUGCUUUAAGGUGGAGCCACUAGAAGCUGUUGAAAAUUCUGAGAUGGAGCAAAAGCUAAGGCCAGGUACCUUAGAGAGAGUCUUAUCACGGGAUUCUGAUUUCGAAGAUGAAGGAGGAGCAGAGCUUAAGAAUUUUAAGGAGCAUCUUAAACCAUCUAUUGAAGAAGCUCCCAAUCUCGUACUCAAACUACCACCGGAUCUCUUAAGUGAUGUGCAGUUUAGAAGGUUGUCACGGCGCAUAGAUGACAUGCAUGACAUUCACCACCGUUUUGCAGAGGAUUUGACUCAGGCUCUUGGGAGUGCUUUUCGAGCCACUGGUGUUGAGGUUGAUUGGCCAGUGUUUGGAGAUGGCAUGGUGUCUCGACCACCUGAUCCUCCACCCGAGGAGGGUGAUCCUCCCGACUUCUAG
Messenger RNA from Daucus carota subsp. sativus, 1812 nucleotides. RefSeq lists its product as uncharacterized. Bases 1 to 1812 code for a protein of 603 amino acids. NCBI's taxonomy places the organism in Eukaryota, Viridiplantae, Streptophyta, Magnoliopsida, Apiales, Apiaceae. The transcript is spliced from 3 exons. The record is from RefSeq and is a predicted model, not a curated record.